AUGACGGCUACCUGGGUAACGAUUCUCAGCAUCUCGACUUGUGUGGUCCUGCUGAAGUUCAGUGAGAUCAGGAGCAAGGAGAGCUGUUAUUAUGUGACCUUCACCUAUGCCAAUUGGACGGAUGACCGACCUCGGUUUGUUGUCAACAUGACCUUCUCGAAUCAGACUGGCAUCGGCUCAGUAACCACCAUUAACGAGGAGAUUGCCUCACCGGUGUCUCGCAUCCUCAUACUUCAGCACUCCGGUCGGGGUAAGCCUCGCACCAUAUACAACGCCUCCACCAAACUGUGCGACCUGCAGAAUGUCUUCAAUUCCGUACCGCUUUUUAAGCCAGCCAAGGACAACAUGCUUAAGCAAAGUAACUACACUCUGAGCUGUCCUCUGGUCAAAGGCACAUACGCCAUGAUCAACAUGCGCGUAAGCCCCAAGAACCCACUUCUGAGCCUUCUCUACAAACCGAAACACACGUUCUCCGUGAGUGGCGGCUUGUUUGAGGAACUUUCACGUGGCCGCAGGUUAAGGGCGCUGUCCACCUACUUCAUGACUGGAAAGGUUGUGAAAAAGUACUGUGGAUCCAAUGAAUAA
Molecule: messenger RNA, 585 nt
Organism: Drosophila sechellia
Lineage: Eukaryota; Metazoa; Arthropoda; Insecta; Diptera; Drosophilidae
Gene: ovm
Product: oven mitt
Exons: 2
Coding region: 1-585 (194 amino acids)
Source: RefSeq, a predicted model, not a curated record